Anoplophora glabripennis (Asian longhorned beetle) is the source of this 375-nucleotide messenger RNA. RefSeq lists its product as uncharacterized. NCBI's taxonomy places the organism in Eukaryota, Metazoa, Arthropoda, Insecta, Coleoptera, Cerambycidae. The transcript is spliced from 4 exons. The record is from RefSeq and is a predicted model, not a curated record. Bases 1 to 375 code for a protein of 124 amino acids.
AUGGACACUGAUUUAGUUGCCAGGAAUGAAGUUUUGAAGGCUCAGGAAAUUUUGGAAGAAAAGGCAAGAAGAGAAUGGCCCGCAAAAUGGGGAUUCUAUUUAAAUUUUGAUAAGUUCUGUUUGGAAGAAGCUACGAAACGGGGUUACUCUGAAGAAGAUUACAGAAGAAUGACAGUGAAGAAGAAAUCUAAACAUAAUAUAGAAAGAGAUAUUUGGCCUCCUGCACCACCUAAACCGGUUCCUAUAUUAUCUUCAGGGUUUGCGGGCUGGCGCAGCGGACCAAACUACUCCCUGGAGAAAUUCGGAUCCCUAUACAUCAGCCCGAGGCACACGCUGCCUUACGAGCCGCCCUACAGGUGCAUUAUACUCGGUUAG